Messenger RNA from Plectropomus leopardus (leopard coralgrouper), 984 nucleotides. The record is from RefSeq and is a predicted model, not a curated record. Lineage: Eukaryota; Metazoa; Chordata; Actinopteri; Perciformes; Serranidae.
AUGUUUGAGCUCCUGUUACGGGGGGGGGGGCGUAACAACACCCCCACCCCCAGGGGAGCUACCCAGGGAGAAACCCCCGGCCCAGGCAACCGCCAAACCCUCCACAGCAGCAGGGUCCAGACCAUCCCAAGUAACCAAACCCCCGGCAGGGCAACCGCCACACAGCAGCAGGGCCCAAGUAACCACCCAGCCCAGUCCCCACAGAGAGGCCGACAACCAUCCCAGAGCCACCGGCGACACCCCCGCAGCAGAACUGACGCCACUCCCCCAGACCACAGACCCCCCAUCCAGCCCUGCAGGGCCAGGGACAGAGGCAGUAGGGGCUGUCCUCAUGUGGCCAGCUUCCUGACUGGCCCUGAAACUUACCCCCAUCACUGUCCCCACCUGGCCAACAAGCCAGGGACCGGCCCAGGGGCCCACCCGAACACCCAAGGGAGCCACCAGAGGACCCGAGACGGAGGCCCACCACCCAUGCGGGAGCAGGCCAGGAGGACAGCGACCCCCCGUGCACGGCAAGCCCCCAGCCAGGGGCCCGGAGCCGGGACAUCAUGGACCCACCCACGCCCGGGCGGCCAGCCCGACCAAGCAGGGGGCCCCCCACCCCCAGACACCCAACAUGCCCCCCCACCCCCUCCCAUCCCUCCCCGGGGGCACGCCUGUCCCAAGACGCCACAGCAGGCACCGACCUGCCCCCCCAGGGCCGGGCCCGGGCAGGCAGGCACGACCCCCCCCCAUUUGCGCACAGCCCCCAUGCCGGGUGACAGCACGGGCCCCAGGCCACCAGGCCCCAAAGCCCCAGACCCACCCGCACUAGCGAGACAGCCCAGGCAGGGCCCAAGGGCCACCAACCCCCCCAGAGCACCCCCCCACACCGAGGAGGCAGAGGCCCCGCACCCCCCGACCCCGCCCGCGGCAACCGGAAUCCACCGCCACCAGCCCAGAAGUCAGGGCGGCGAAGCCCUGACCCCCAGCAACACUAUGUAA